CCUGCCCCCCCCCGCCCCCGGCCGCCCCCUCGGAGCGGAGGAUGAUGAAGCUCAAGUCCAACCAGACGCGCACCUACGACGGGGACGGCUACAAGAAGCGGGCGGCCUGCCUGUGCUUCCGCAGCGAGAGCGAGGAGGAGGUGCUGCUGGUUAGCAGUAGUCGUCAUCCUGAUCGAUGGAUUGUCCCUGGGGGUGGCAUGGAGCCCGAGGAGGAGCCCAACGUAGCCGCUGUGCGAGAAGUCUGUGAAGAGGCUGGAGUGAAAGGGACGUUAGGAAGAUUAGUGGGAAUUUUUGAGAAUCGGGACAGGAAACACAGGACAUAUGUUUACGUACUUAUCGUCACAGAAGUGUUGGAAGACUGGGAGGACUCUGUCAAUAUUGGAAGGAAAAGGGAAUGGUUUAAGAUAGAAGAUGCCAUAAAAGUUCUGCAGUAUCAUAAACCAGUGCAGGCCUCGUAUUUUGAAACCUUGAGGCAAGGUUGUUUGGCAAACAACGGCACUCCUGUCAUGACCACGACGUACUCUGAGAGCUCCAUGUCUGACAUCAGAUGACUGAAGACGUCCCUAUGAGAGCAAUUUUGAAAAAUAGACUGAAACGUGGAUUUCCCUCCCCCCUCCCCUUUUUCACAUGCCUCCUCUAUCAAACAAGGCAUGGGCAGCAGCCUGUGGCAGAGCAAGUGUUAAGAGUGCUGCAAUUUAGUGCAAGGUGGGAAUUUUUUUUUUUGUUGGCUUUUUUUGCUUUUUUGGAUAUGUAUUUUGUAAAAUACAUUUUGUGCAUGAAGUGCCCCUUUCCCGUUACACCGCUUCCAUGGCCUGGCGAGCGAGGCUGCCAGUUUUGCCUCUGCCUUGUGUUCUGAAGUGUCCCGUUUGUGUCAUCCCAGCCAUAGCCACUUUUUUUUUUUUAAUUAAAAGACUUCAAAUGUGAGAUCAGCUCUUCAAGUCUUAGUCUGUACUGUAAGGUGCUGUUCAGACCUGUGUGGUGGUCACUUUCAGCGCAUAUGUAUAAACUUUUUUUAGAUGGAGAAUCUAACAUUUUAAUUUUGCCGGAGUUUUUUUAAUCCUGGUCUGCUUCUGAAAAGAAGGGUUCAUAAUUAAUCUGUUUGCCUUUCAUUCUUUUUUAAAAAACACACAUUCUGUGACAGUGCUAGUGGCUGGGCCAGUUUACUCCCCGUUCAGUAUCUCCCGAUUUAGUGCAGUGACACUUGAAGUCGAGGGCAGAGUUCUGAUCACCUGCAGACAUCCCUGCUGCUCCGUUGCUUCUCCUACAGCUUCCGCCAAUGUUUCUACAUUUACAUCAAAAUGAAACAAAAAGGAGUUGGUCUUUUAACACUUGGCCAAAAAUAAAUAGCCUCAGAAACGCUAUGAUAGAAACUGAAUUUCAUUGUCUGUGGUAGGAAUCAGGGAUUCAAAGUGGGGUCAAAGUCUGACAAACUGGAGCGUCAAUCACCAAUGCUGUUCUGCUGAUCCUGCUGCGUUCUGCUGAUGUCUCUUCUUGUCCACAUGCCUUAUACUGUGCUGAACUGGAUACUUGUAAUUUGUGCUAAAGCAUCGGAUUGUACUUACUGAGUGUUACUGCACGAACCCUCGGUUGGAUAACCAUGUGUGUCCCUGAAAAGAAGUCCCGGGGGAAAAAUUCAGGUGUUCGAUCUCUUGUCCUGUGGUUCUGCAGCACUUACAAUUGCACCAUGGAGCAUGCUCAAAAUGUUUAAACUCUCCCUCCGUGAAAGGUACAGCUGACUCCCGAGCAGAAUUGCCAGCUGGAGAAGUACACCGUUUAAUAGGAUAGUUCCCCUGAUGCAUUGGCACACUUCACAUUAUUUUUUUGGUUGUUUUUAUUGAUGUAAGUUUUCAUGCUGUCUUGAUUUGCCAACAGUGUUGUCUAGUUGGGAAAUAAAA
Messenger RNA from Gavia stellata (red-throated loon), 1895 nucleotides. It is a transcript of the gene NUDT3, whose product is annotated as nudix hydrolase 3. Gene Ontology annotation, molecular function: diphosphoinositol-polyphosphate diphosphatase activity; bis(5'-adenosyl)-hexaphosphatase activity; endopolyphosphatase activity. Bases 42 to 551 code for a protein of 169 amino acids. The record is from RefSeq and is a predicted model, not a curated record. NCBI's taxonomy places the organism in Eukaryota, Metazoa, Chordata, Aves, Gaviiformes, Gaviidae. The transcript is spliced from 5 exons. Gene Ontology annotation, cellular component: cytoplasm; nucleus. Gene Ontology annotation, biological process: diadenosine pentaphosphate catabolic process; diphosphoinositol polyphosphate metabolic process; adenosine 5'-(hexahydrogen pentaphosphate) catabolic process.